Xiphias gladius (swordfish) is the source of this 2928-nucleotide messenger RNA. RefSeq names its product potassium channel, subfamily K, member 3a (gene kcnk3a). The record is from RefSeq and is a predicted model, not a curated record. NCBI's taxonomy places the organism in Eukaryota, Metazoa, Chordata, Actinopteri, Istiophoriformes, Xiphiidae. Gene Ontology annotation, cellular component: membrane. Gene Ontology annotation, biological process: stabilization of membrane potential; potassium ion transmembrane transport. Gene Ontology annotation, molecular function: potassium ion leak channel activity; open rectifier potassium channel activity. Bases 66 to 1268 code for a protein of 400 amino acids. The transcript is spliced from 2 exons.
GAGCUCCCCGUCCUCCAGACCCGCGCCGACACUCCGCCAGUCCCCCUGACACACGCCACGCCACCAUGAAGCGGCAAAACGUGAGGACCCUCACCCUCAUCAUCUCCACCUUCACCUACCUGAUCGUCGGCGCCGCACUCUUCGACGUGCUGGAAUCCCAGGAGGAGACGACCCAGCGGCGGGACCUGGACCUGAAGAAAGCGGAGCUGCUCCAGACGUUCAACUUGUCCGCGGAGGACUUUGACAAGCUGGAGCAGGUGGUGCUGCAGCUGAAGCCGCAUAAAGCCGGGGUGCAGUGGAAAUUCGCCGGCUCGUUUUACUUCGCCAUCACUGUGAUCACGACCAUAGGAUAUGGCCACGCAGCCCCCAGCACACAUGGAGGGAAAGUGUUCUGUAUGUUCUAUGCCCUUCUGGGCAUCCCUCUCACCUUGGUCAUGUUCCAGAGCGUGGGUGAGCGGAUCAACACCUUUGUCAGGUACCUGCUCCACCGCCUGAAGAAGUGUCUUGGCAUGAGGCAUACUGAGGUCUCCAUGGUCAACAUGGUGACCAUUGGUUUCAUAUCCUGCAUGAGCACACUGUGCGUAGGGGCACUGGCAUUCUCCCACUUUGAGGAAUGGACCUUCUUUCAUGCCUACUACUACUGCUUCAUCACGCUCACCACCAUCGGCUUCGGGGACUAUGUGGCGCUGCAGAACAAGCACGCUCUGCAGACCAAGCCGGAGUACGUGGCCUUCAGCUUCAUCUACAUCCUUACGGGGCUGGCUGUUAUCGGGGCCUUCCUCAACUUGGCAGUGCUGCGCUUCAUGACCAUGAACGCUGAGGACGAGAAGAGGGAUGCAGAGCAGAGGGCUCUCCUCGCUCAUAACGGCCAGGCAGGCGGACACAUUAACUGCUCUGUGGACCUGCCCUCCUCCUCCUCCACGCCGUCCGGAUGUGGUGGAGGAAGCGCAGUGGGAGGUAGUGGGGGGGGAGCAGCGAGCCGAGGUCUACGUAACGUUUACGCUGAGGUGCUCCACUUCCAGUCCAUGUGCUCCUGCCUUUGGUACAAGAGUAGAGAGAAACUGCAAUACUCCAUACCCAUGAUCAUCUCACGUGACCUCUCCACCUCGGACACCUACAUGGAGCAGGGAGAGGCUUUUUCUAACCCCCUGCGCUCUAAUGGCUGCGUGUGCAGCCUGCAGCGUCACUCGGGCAUCAGCUCGGUUUCCACUGGUCUGCACAGCAUCAACACCUACAGGAGACUAAAUAAACGCAGAAGCUCCAUCUAGACCAGGAGGACUUCAUGUUUUAAGGUCAAGUCCCACUUGUGUCUACCAUGUGGAAAGGGAGGGACCUCCUCCCUACUGUGGUAAUAGAUUAGCUGUGGACAUCAGGGGAACACAAUUCCAGUCCUAAAGAAACGCCGUACUCCUGAUGUUUGCUUCUUUCUGGCACUGAAGAGCCUGGCGCUACAGUCUCCAGACUUCAGCCAUGUAUUUAACUUCCAUUAGCUAAGCGCAAACCAUUUAGGACUGACAUUGUUACUGAUGCCACUGAGAAAUAAUGCUAAUGGUUGUUUAAGAAGCAUUCGUUACACAAACUCUGACACUGUUUCUUUUAGAAGACAGGGGGAAAAAAAUGUGCAGUUCUUUCUGCACCACUGCAUUCUAAUAUUAAAACUCAUAACGAUGAAUUCAGCUAUUUCUUUGUUCAUAAGAUAGAAUUUAAUGUUCUGUUAUGAAAAGGGACAAAAUACACUGUGAGACAUGUUUUUAAGAGGGAUUGGGGGUGUAUUAACUGUAUAUAAAGCCCCACCAUGAAAUAUUUUAUUGAAUAAUCUUAAGUCCACUUUUUUCAAAAAGACUUUCCAAAAGGAAUCUUUGGUUGUAUGUAUUAUACUCACUUCAAAAUGUGUAUAAUUUGGACACUUCAUUUGAGGGAAAGCCUAUUUUUUCAGUGAAAGUUUUCAAAAAUAAUUUCAAUGUCUUCUCCUGUGUGUCUGUAACUAGAGUUCAGGUUCAAGCCAAACUUUCUGAUCUUCUUUAUGUGUUUUCAUUUCAUUCGAAAACAAAAAAAAAUCACAUUACAUGCAUCCAGUUGACAGUUUUGAUUGAAGAAUAAGCAGGUAAGGCUUAAAUGUCUUGCUCGAGAACACUUGUGUCUGUUGUGGGGAUCAAACCCUGUGGCGGGGUUUCUAACCACUAGGCCUCCCUGCUGCUCCUUCUAGACCUUACUGUAAUUUGUACAAGCCACCAUGCAUUCGUUUUUUUCAUAGUUUCUUCCUGUGCAUCGAACUAUUUUAUGUACUAGUUGCUUGUCAUAUGUUUUCAUAUAGCACAACUAUAUUCUGAUCUGUUUAACUUUGAGCAUGUAAGCUCACUUUGUGCAUAGUAGAAAGUCAUAUCUUAUUCACUGCUGCACCUUAGAAGACUGUUGUAUAUGCUUUAGGACACUGGAAUUCAGUGCAGUAUUUUAUUUUAUUUUUUUAAUGGAAUCACGUUAUGUUUUGUUAUGGAAAUGAUACGCCCAAAUUAAUUCUUUCUUCUGUUAUUAGCCUGAGAUAUUUGAAUUAUUACUCUGUUUUGUGGAUGAUUCAGAAUAAUAACAGUACACCUCACUAAUAAACGGCCUCAGAGUUUGCACCUCAUGCACUUAGGGGGUAUUUGCUCCAACCCCAAUUAAUACACUUGAUUCAGCCAACUGAGGUCUUUAUGCAGUUUUUUUUAUUAAUGCUUUAGUCCUCUAAAGGAGUUAUGUCACAUAAUCAUUGUUUAAUUGUAUUUUCUUUAGUUUUACUUUACUAUGUUGCAAUAUGUUAGUCAUAUCACAUUCAUUUCAGUCACAUUUUCAUCUUUUUUUUUUCUACUGGAACUUGUCAACUGCAAUAUGCUUGUUAAAGUUGUUCAGCAUUUAUCAAUAACUGAUCGUGGGACUGCAGUAGGCUAUUUG